CUGGAAACUAUCAGCAUGAGCAUAUCUUGCGACACUGAUCAACCAGAAUGAAAACGACAACUCAUACUACGCGAUGGAGCAAGCGAAAUGUCUAUAUAUGAUGAAGGAGACGGCUGAUGGGCACGGCCUGUUUGCCAAAGAGCUCAUCAAGGCUGGGACUCACAUCAUUCACGAGAGACCGAUUCUGACAGUUUCACAAGCUGAGACAAAGACAAAAGCCGAGUACAGAUGUGUUAUUGAUCAAGUCGCAGAUCUGAGCGACUCGGAACAACAGCGAUUGAUGGAUCUGUAUCACAACGAUAAAAAGCUGCGCGAAUUCUCAUUCCUUCAGGGCCAACUAUGUCCUGGGACAGAUCUCGACGCUGGUAUUGUCUUGGCCAAGUUCUAUACAAAUGCGGCGAGCAUCACAUCUGGGGGUCUCGAAUGUGGCUUGUUCACCAUUUUCUGUCGCAUGAAUCACUCAUGUACACCCAACAUAUGUUGGGUAUACGAUGAGCCAACGGGUUUCAUGGAAGUAUACGCAGUGAGGGACAUUGACAAAGACGAGGAAAUCACCAACUCAUACAUCGAAGUUGCAAUCUCCCACCAAGCCAGGAUGAAGGAGCUGUCGAAUUGGGGCUUUCAGUGCCAGUGCGCUGCCUGUGAAGGGCCUGAUGCUGCUAAGCACGAUAAGCGAAGACGCAGGAUUGCGCAGAUCAAGGGGAUUCUUGACAUUUAUCAGGAUGCAGGAAAAUCGGGCGACGCACCGAAGUUCGCUGAGAUCCCAAAGACAGAUCUGGAAGCAUUGAAGCUUGGCGAAGAAAGUCUCGCGCUGUUAUCGGAUGAAGGGCUCGUCGAGCAACUGGGUGUUAUGUAUGGGUUGUGUGCGAAGUUUGCCAAAGGCGCUGGACUACAUGACUUUGCAGAGGAUUAUGAGGAGAUGGAGUUUGAGAUUUUGGUAAUAACGACUGGGGAGUAUGUCGAUUGAGUUGAAAACCGUUCUGAGGGAUCAAGGAUAGUGGAAAGCCAUAUUAUUCGGAGUUACGGAGUUUGAAAUGGCUUGCAGCCCGCAUGAUAGUUCACAGAAGAGUUCCCAAGGCAUCGCUUCGAGC
This is a messenger RNA of Fusarium odoratissimum NRRL 54006, 1091 nucleotides long. RefSeq lists its product as uncharacterized. Gene Ontology annotation, molecular function: protein binding. Bases 74 to 967 code for a protein of 297 amino acids. NCBI's taxonomy places the organism in Eukaryota, Fungi, Ascomycota, Sordariomycetes, Hypocreales, Nectriaceae. The record is from RefSeq and is a predicted model, not a curated record. The transcript has a single exon.